Molecule: messenger RNA, 498 nt
Organism: Rhodotorula graminis WP1
Lineage: Eukaryota; Fungi; Basidiomycota; Microbotryomycetes; Sporidiobolales; Sporidiobolaceae
Exons: 3
Coding region: 1-498 (165 amino acids)
Source: RefSeq, a predicted model, not a curated record
AUGUCCACCCCGUCAGCCUGCUUGAAAGCACUCACAGCAAUCCUCAGCGCCUGGCGCAGGUCGACGGCGCCGGACAGCUUGAUCCGGCCCUGGCUCCAGCAAGCGCGCGAGCUCGUCAACGCCGAGGGGCACUUGUGGGACCCUGCGGAGGCUGUAACGGCGGCAGAGGAGCUGGAGAACUGGGCCAAGGUCAUCAGAGCCAACCCGUACGAGUACGCCAUGGAGGUCGCCGAGAUCUCCUUCAACAGCGACACGGCCCACAACCACUUCCCGACCCUGAACACGCUCUACGACGAGAGCUCGAGCACAAGCGCACCACGUCGUCGUCAUCGAGGGGGACAAGAAUCGCCUCGCGCGACGUCGAGGAGACGGUCCAGGUCGCCCAAGCGUGAGCCCGCCUCGAGCGACGACGAGCGCGGGCGGACUGAGCGUUCGCUCGCGCCGCACCCUGCUCGUCAUCCCGAGCAGUACAAGCUCACGAGGCUCAGGCCGCUCUGA